Messenger RNA from Eutrema salsugineum, 2769 nucleotides. Its product is annotated as glutamate receptor 2.5. Gene Ontology annotation, molecular function: ligand-gated monoatomic ion channel activity; signaling receptor activity. Lineage: Eukaryota; Viridiplantae; Streptophyta; Magnoliopsida; Brassicales; Brassicaceae. The record is from RefSeq and is a predicted model, not a curated record. The coding region runs from base 1 to 2769 and encodes 922 amino acids. Gene Ontology annotation, cellular component: plasma membrane. The transcript has 6 exons.
AUGUCUUUUAUCCAUAACCUCGUGCAUCGUUCUCUUCCUUCACGUCUUCUAAUUUUCCUCAUCUUCUUAGUGUUAUUCGGGAAAUCCCAAAAGGAAGCUUUACAAGUUAAAGUGGGAAUUGUUCUUGACUCUAAUAAGACAUUAGGAGCUUUGAGCUUGCGAGCUAUCAACAUGUCUCUCUCGGAAAUCUAUAAAACUCAUAGUAGCUUCAAGACAAGGGUUGUCCUCAACAUCCGAGACUCCAAAGAAACUGUUGUUGGUGCUGCAGCUUCAGCUUUAUACUUGAUUAAGAAGAGGGAAGUGGUGGCCAUUAUUGGACCAGGGAGUUCAAUGCAAGCUCCAUUUGUAAUCAACCUCGGAAACCAAUCUCAAGUUCCAAUCAUUUCAUUCUCUGCAACAUGCCCUCUUCUGGAUUCCCACGGUGGUACAUAUUUCAUCAGAGCCACACACGACGAUUCAGCUCAAGUUCAAGCCAUAAGCGCCAUCAUAAAGUCAUUUAGAUGGCGAGAAGUUGUGACUAUUUAUGUAGACAAUGUGUUCGGAGAAGGUAUUCUUCCUUACCUAGUCGAUGCUUUUCAAGAGAUUAACGUUCGUAUCCGAUAUCGAUGCGCCAUAUCGUUACAUUUCUCUGAUGAAAAAAUCGAGAUAGAGCUUUACAAUCUAAUGAACAUGCCCACUAGGGUUUUUGUCGUGCACAUGUCGCAUGAUCUCGGGGCGAGGCUUUUUUCGAUAGCUAAAAAGAUUGGUAUGAUGAGUAAAGGAUAUGUAUGGAUUGUUACAAAUGGUAUAGCUGAUGUCAUGAGUUUAAUGGGGGAAACAAGCUUGGAAGAUAUGCAUGGUGUCUUGGGUGUCAAGACAUAUUUGCCUAGGUCAAAAGAGCUAGAGUCUCUCGCAGCUCGUUGGCGAAAAAGAUUUGGAGGAGAAGAGCUAAACAAUUUUGGAUAUCGGGCUUAUGAUGCUGCCACAGCACUUGCAAUGUCAAUUGAAGAAAUAAGUAACGAGAACAUGGGUUUCAAGAAGACCAAAAACAUUUCAAGAGAAGAUAUCGAGACAGAUCUUGAUGAUCUCGGCGUCUCUCUCUCUGGUCCUAAGCUUAAACAAGCGUUAUUAGCAGUCAGUUUCGAAGGUGUUGCCGGGAAAUUUAAGCUGACGAAACAAAGGAAGCUAGAGGCGACGCUUUUCGAGAUAAUCAAUAUACAAGGAAGCAGGGAGACAACGGUGGGAUUUUGGAAACGUCCUCAAGGCCUAGAAGUAGGACUAGUGAAGAACCUAAGCGUGUCUCAAAUAGGCGAUAAUAACUCACAAAGCUGGCAUCGCCUUGAACAAAUUAUAUGGCCAGGGGACACUAUUUAUGUGCCUAAAGGUUGGGAUUUCCCAAUAAAUGCAAAGAGGCUGAAGAUAGCAGUUCCAAAGAAGGAUGGUUUCCACCAAUUUGUGAAGGUAACAAAGGAUGCACAUACAAAUGUUCUAACGGUCACCGGUUUUUGCAUAGAUGUUUUUAACACGGUGAUCGGACAAAUGCCAUAUGCUGUCCCUUUUGAGUACAUCCCCUUUGAAACUCCUGAUGGGAAAUCAGGCGGAAGUUACGAUGAAAUGGUUUAUCAAGUGUCUCUUGGGGAGUAUGAUGGAGCUGUAGGGGAUACAACAGUCUUAGCCAAUAGGUCUGCUUAUGUCGACUUCGCAUUGCCAUACUCAGAGAAGGGUAUUGUGUUCGUGGUGCCGGUCAAGUUUGAGAGAGAGAGAGGAGGAUGGGUCUUCUUGAAGCCUUUCACAAAGGAGCUCUGGUUGCUCACUGCUGCUUCUUUUCUCUUCAUUGGAAUUAUGGUUUGGAUUUUUGAGCACCAAGCAGAUGAGGGUUUCAGGAGACAUAACAUCGCUGAUAAUCUAUCUAAUGUGUUCUACUUCUCAUUUUCCACUCUCUUUUUCGCACACAGGAAGCCAUCAGAGAGCUUUUGCACGAGGGUUCUUGUGGUGGUUUGGUGCAUUGUGUUACUAAUUCUAACUCAGAGCUACACAGCGACACUGACCUCGAUGCUGACGGUUCAAGAGCUUCGACCAACAGUGAGACACAUGGAUGACCUUAAUAAGAGCGGAGUGAGCAUUGGAUAUCAUUAUGGUUCGUUUACAUUCGAAAGAUUGAAACAAAUGGGUUUCAAUGAAUCGAGGUUAAAGCCUUAUGAUUCCCCACAAGAAAUGCAUGAGCUUUUUCUCAACAAGAGCAGCAAUGGUCGUAUUGGUGCUGCAUUCGAUGAAGUCCCUUAUGUCAAGCUUUUCAUGGCUAAAUAUUGCAAAGAGUAUUCCAUUAUCGAGCCUACCUUUAAGGCCGAUGGCUUUGGCUUUGCUUUUCGACUGGGAUCUCCGUUGGUGUCAGAUAUUUCAAGACAGAUAUUGAACAUAACAGAGGGAGGGAGCAUGAAAGCUAUGGAGAACUAUUGGCUUUUAGGAGAGAAAGAAUGCCAGGCCUCGACCACAUCGGAUUCUCCACUCCAGCUCGACCACCACAGCUUUCAUGCUCUGUUUCUGAUCGUCUUUGUCGUCUCUAUGCUUCUACUAUUACUGAUGUUGGCUUCUAAGGGGUACAAAGAGAGACAAGGCGACAACGGCGAGGUCGAACUUGUAGCUCAAGAUGGAGUCAAUGACGAUGGUAAUGUUGAAUAUGGAGAUGAAGAAGAUGAUGAUCAUGACCAUCAUAUUGCGGAUGUUGCUAGAGCUUUGAUCCGUCGUAAAAAGUUUGUUAGGCUUUUCAAGCCACGUCCAACUCCCUGUUAG